This is a messenger RNA of Aspergillus versicolor CBS 583.65, 3124 nucleotides long. RefSeq lists its product as uncharacterized. The transcript is spliced from 4 exons. The coding region runs from base 65 to 3031 and encodes 988 amino acids. The record is from RefSeq and is a predicted model, not a curated record. Lineage: Eukaryota; Fungi; Ascomycota; Eurotiomycetes; Eurotiales; Aspergillaceae.
CUCCAUCCAUCUCCAGAUUCUGCUUCUGCUUCUUUUGUUUUCUGCAUCUGCAAAUAUUCUCGCGAUGUCCAAUCGCAUUGAUGGCAGUCCCCCCAAACAGCGGCGCCUGCCAGCAUUCCUGGACCAUUUCAACACGCGCGAUCUUAAGAUCUUCUUUCGCUGCUGGGCCGCCGCUUGGGUCGCUGCUCUGUUGAUUUUCAUCGGCCCUGUCGCUGACAAUUUCGGCUCUGCAACGUUUUUUGCCUGUCUGGUGUUGUUUAUGCUGCCCCCUUCUGGUGUACUGUUUGUCUUCAUUCUCGGAUCGCUCAGUCUGUACAUUGGAAUUGGCCUUGCAUGGGCAUGGGGCGUCAUCACUAUGAAGGCCGCUCUGGCCGCCAGACCAGAGGCAGACACUCAGGCUCGAGUAGCAGCCCUGCAACAGGCUGCUGCGACCGAGGCGCAAUCGACUGGAUCCUCAGCCGCAGGGAUUGCUCAGCGCAUGAUCUACGAUGGCUGGAUGUUGGAUGCGCGGGUGACUGCUGUUGUGUACUGCAUGUUAUGCGUCUUCAUCUACUUUCUUUCGCGCCUGAGGGCUUCUAAUCCGAAGACGGCCUUUACUGCGAUCUUUGGUAUCAUCAUCACCGAUCUGUUCCUGUGCUAUGGGCCCCUGCUGCCCUCUUUCAAUGGUACUCUGCCUCUGGCCCUCGUGAAACCUGCUGCUGCAGGCACUGGGCUUGGAUUCGCCUGUUCAAUUCUCUUUUUCCCGCAAUCCACGUCCGAUAUUGUCCUCGAAGGCAUUGGAGAUUUACUGCGACUAAUGGAAGACUCAUUGCAAUACUCUGCUUCCGCUCUCAGCAAAGAAUCUGAACCACUAGAUCCCCAACAGCUCCAGAACCGACGGACUAAAAUAAUAGGGCAGUAUAGGAAGCUCGACCCAUCGUUUGGGUUUCUACCACUUGAUUUUUCCAUUGGAAGCUGGGGGGCUGAGACAGUUGCCACCUUCAAAGAGCCGAUGCGACAGCUGUCGGCGGUGAUCCUGUCGCUCGCAGAGUUCCAUAAAAGCGCCAUUGAAAGUCGCCUCAAGACCCAGGAGCUGAACAAAUCACCAAGUGACACUAAGGAACUCGUUGAGAGGGACCAGGAGAAAAAGCAUAAGAAAGAGAAGAAAGCGAACAAACAAUGGAAAGUGGGCGCACACCAUCUUGCACAGGUGGCCGAUUUGGUCAAAGGGCUGCAAUAUACGGAAGACCACUCUGUCGAUCCCGAUGUGGCGAAUGAAUUCACUCGCCAUAGCACCGCCGCCAUGGAUGCUUGCUUAGAAGGAAUUCGUGCUACAGGCGAAUGUGUCCGGUUUGUUGAGCGGCAGCAUUGGUAUCACAAAGCUUCUCCUACAGCACAUGAAGAGCUGUAUGAGCGGACGAAGACCGUGCUCGAGAAACUGCGACAAACCAAAACAUCCUUUCUACAUGACAUGACAGAGUCUCUUAUUACCGGGUAUGCCCAGCUGUUUGAAAAUGAUGGCCCAGACGAAAAUACUCGAGCAGAUCAGGUGGCAGGCAUAAUAAUAUGUAUGAACUUCCAAGAGCAUAUGGCAAAUGCACUGGACAAGACAGAGGGUCUUCUAGCCCGCAUGUCAGACGUCUUUCCUGAAGCCACUCGAAUACGCCUUUGGUGGCCAACGAGUCUGAAAUACGCAGCUCGAUGGAUGCUCGGAAAGAAGGACAAGGCCCCUACACUCGCACCAGCCAGCGACGACGACCCCGAUCAAGCCUCCGCUGGUGAUGCUACACAGUCUGCGCAGGAGAAGCUACGAAUUCGUCGUGGAUACCGACCUCGAACCCGUCAUCCUCUAGGUAAAGCUGUCAUUGGGACAUAUCACUGGUUGACCUGCGAUGAAGGACUGUAUGCUCUGAGGAUGGUCGUUGUUACCAUUGCAGUGUCCAUAGCUGCCGUUCUGCCACACACUGCUGGUUUCUUUUAUCGUGAGAAGGGGUUUUGGGGGUUGAUCAUGGCUCAGACGGGUCUUUUGGUCUACAUGGCAGACUUUACAUUCUCGGUUCUCGCUCGACUUGCUGGUACCAUCGGAGGAGGUGUCCUGGGCUUACUGGCGUGGUAUAUUGGCUCUGGAAAUGGCCCAGGCAAUCCGUAUGGCUUGUCGGCUGUCCUCGCUGUGAUGCUGAUAAUCUUCCUCUGGAUUCGCCUCUACCUUCCUCCCAAUCUCCUUGCUGGAGGCAUCAUGGGUGCCGCAACUUUCCUGUUAGUGGUCGCCUACAGCUAUGUUGAUACGCACAAUCCUACAUACGGAGACCCAGGUGUUGGAUACAACGUCUUCUGGCGGCGAUUACUCCUCGUCCUGAUCGGAAUCGGCGCAGCGACAAUCGUCCAGAUGCUCCCCCAUCCCCCCUCUGCCUCACGCCACGUCUGUAAAUCUCUUUCUCGCUCUCUACGCACUUUAUCCGACCACUACGCCCUCCUCCUCUCCUGCUGGGGCCGCGCAGGCAACGAAGGCAAAACCAUCACGGAACCAAUCUGGCUCGAGCUCACCGAGUCCCUCGUCCUCCUCGAGCCCAUGAUCUACAACCUCCGCUUCGAGUUCUCCAGCUCGCAAUUUGACUCUAAGAGUCUCGGGCAGGUUAAACAGCUCUGCCACGCCUUAAAUGGCUUCCUCGCUCGCCUUAUCGCGGCAUCAGCCACCCUGCCACAGGAAUACAAAGACCGUCUCGCACAGCAAAUGGGCAUCCUGGACCACCGCUGCAUCGGCGAGAUAAUGGCCGUUCUCGGGGUCUGCGAGCAAGCGCUACGAACAGGCGAUGCACCCCCAGAAAUCCUCCCCACUCCGCUUGUGCGGCGCGCGCUGGAUUUCUGGCAGACGCAUCAGACGGAGUAUCUUCUCAGUGCGGAUAUGGUGCGCGACGAGGACUACCGUAGGUAUUGUGUUGCAUUGGGAUCGUACGUUCGGUUCCUGGGGAAGAUUGAUGAGCUGGUGCUUGUUAUCAAGGGUGUCCUGGGCGAGGCGCAUUUGGUGUCGAAGGAUUUGAUAGACCUGGUCUAAUUUGGAUUGUAUAGAGGUGGACACGAGAAUAAAACUGUAUAAACUGGGAUAUAAUACUCUACAACUACACUAUCCGAUAACAUUAUCAUGGAC